GGGGGGCGGUGGGAUCGGCAGGGUCGCCGUUCCCCAGCCUCUCCGGAACAAAGUCGGCGACGGGAAAGCACCCGCACGCCCAUGGACGCGUGGGGGGUGCCCGCAUCCCGUUGGAGCCGCUGCCGCGGGGCUCGGCUGCUGCUGCUGCUGCUCACCGUGCGCCUGGGAAGCGGAGCUGAUAAAGCAGAUGAUGAAGAUGAUGAAGACCUAACUGUGAAUAAAACAUGGGUCCUUGCACCAAAGAUUCAUGGCGGGGAUGUGACUCAUAUACUGGACUCCUUACUUCAAGGAUAUGACAAUAAGCUUCGGCCAGAUAUUGGGGUGAGAACUACCGUAAUUGAAACAGAUGUCUAUGUUAACAGCAUUGGCCCAGUUGACCCAAUCAACAUGGAAUACACCAUAGAUAUUAUAUUUGCCCAGACUUGGUAUGACAGUCGUCUGAAAUUUAACAGCUCGAUGAAAGUCCUUAUGCUUAAUAGCAAUAUGGUUGGAAAAAUUUGGAUUCCAGACACUUUCUUCCGGAACUCAAGAAAAUCUGAUGCCCACUGGAUUACAACUCCAAAUCGCUUACUUCGAAUCUGGAGUGAUGGAAGAGUAUUAUACACCCUAAGGCUGACAAUUAAUGCUGAGUGUUAUCUUCAGCUUCAUAACUUUCCUAUGGAUGAACACUCCUGUCCUCUGGAAUUUUCAAGCUAUGGAUAUCCCAGAAAUGAAAUUGAAUACAAAUGGAAGAAAACCUCUGUUGAAGUAGCAGAUCCAAAAUACUGGAGACUGUAUCAGUUUGCAUUUGUAGGGCUGCGAAAUACAACUGAAAUUUCUCAUACCCUAUCUGGUGAUUAUAUUAUUAUGACAAUCUUCUUUGAUCUCAGCAGACGUAUGGGAUAUUUUACUAUCCAGACAUACAUUCCUUGUAUACUCACAGUUGUUCUUUCAUGGGUGUCAUUCUGGAUCAAUAAGGAUGCAGUUCCUGCAAGGACAUCUCUGGGUAUUACAACGGUGCUGACCAUGACAACACUGAGCACAAUUGCCAGGAAGUCACUUCCAAAAGUUUCCUAUGUGACAGCAAUGGAUCUUUUUGUCUCAGUUUGCUUCAUUUUUGUGUUUGCUGCCUUGAUGGAAUAUGGCACCUUGCAUUACUUUACUAGCAACAGAAAAGGGGACAAAGGAAAAGACAAGAAGGCAAAACCUAAGCCAUCAAAACCGUCUGCAAUUGCUGUUCGACCUGGAUCAACCCUAAUUCCAAUUAAUAACAUUAAUCAUCUCCCUGAACGUGAUGAUGAUUAUGGAUAUGAGUGCCUAGAAGGGAAAGACUGUGCUAGCUUCUUCUGUUGUUUUGAAGACUGCCGCACAGGAUCUUGGAGAGAAGGAAGAAUACAUAUUCGUAUUGCAAAAAUUGACUCUUAUUCUCGAAUCUUCUUUCCAACUGCCUUUGCAUUGUUUAAUCUUGUUUAUUGGAUUGGCUAUCUUUAUCUAUAAAUUUUACUGGCUAGACAAACUCAGAAAAGAACUGAACAGGCAUUAAUGUUUUUUCAGACAAUGGUCAAAGUUUAGAUGUGAUCCAAAAUUACUGAAAUUAGAUGUUUUAGAAAUUUGAGACAAGAGGAAAUAUGUUGAUAUAGUCUCCCUCUUGUGAUCAACAAUAGAAAUGAUAUCAGUAUUUUGACGAGAAAAUUGAAAAAUUAACUCUCAAAAUUUAACUUAUCGGCACACACACACAUAUUUUUGUCCAAGUCUAACAAAAUGCACAGAUGUGAGACUAAGUCAUUGAACUGGACAGUUCUACAUAAUCUUUAAAUUUUAAUUCUAAAUGAUAAUUCUGAUGAAUUUUGUAGCAUCUCUUACACUUUAACAAAGAAAGCCUUAAGAAAAUGGGAUUAGUUAUUCUCAUCCAUUUCAUCUAUAAAAUGAUAAUUUCUAUUAAUUCUUGAUUUUAAAUAGCUGAUAAAAUUUAAAAACACUUCUAUUUUUCAACUAGCCAUUUAUUCUCUGCAAUAUGUUAAAAAGAAUGAUUAUAUCAUAAUUAAUCUCAUUCAUAUUUACACAAAAUGCAGAGAUGAGAACAACAAAAGGAUAUAUCACCAAAAAGCCCACAAAGGUAAUUCUGAGCUUGUCUUAUUCUGACUAUUGAUGUAGGCUUUUGGCUUUCAGCCUUUGAUUACAUUUAUGUCUGUGCUCCAUCUGCUGUUAUAUCACUGUGGUGUGUUCUUUAAAGUUCUCCAAGAGGGCUACAACUUUAAAAAUUCCUACCUAUUUGCCAUUGCUCUAAUUUCAUGGAAGCCAAAUGUUGGAUAAUUGAUUAUGGCCAUUCAGGUAACGCUUUUCACCUCCUCUCCAUUUCCCUCUCCUUUGUCUAAUUCAUACUCAGGGGCAGAGAAAGAAUUAUGCUCAACAGACUUUGUAUCAUCAGAAUUUGGAAGAAUCCUUUGACAGUGCUACAGUGUUUGUAUUCAAAACCACUGUGCUACAUCUCCAUCCCUAAGGGUAAAAUGUAUGACCUGGUAUUUGCAUACAGUAGAGUUUUGUAUGUUCUGCUUGUUACUGCUUAUGCUACUCACUGAGCCAAAGUCAGAUUUACUGAUACUGUGUUCUGGAUUGCUGUAUAAUUACCUCCUUGAUAUAUAUAAUUCCGUUAGAAAAUAUAGAUAUAUAUUUCUAAAGGAAAAGUCCUUUUACAGGGACAACUUAAUAAUUCUUGUGCAUUGCUGAUCUUCCUCCAAGAUGGGAUAUAUCCACUCAAAUACAUAGAAUUGGUUCUCCACUCUGUGAUGAGAGUUUCUAUUUACAUCGGUAGGAAUAAUUUGGUAGUAGUAGUCUUUCUGGAUUGACUUCACUGUGUUGACUAUUACUGGCUGGCAGUAUUUAGUAUCUCAUUUCUAUUUAUGUCUGUUGUGGAAAAAUGUGAUCUUUCCUCCUUUCUCAGAAAGAAACCAGUCUCAAGUGAGUUUGCCUCUUGAUCCCUGUAAAAUCCCUGUAAAAUUAAGAUAUGCAUUAACUAAAAGUCAGAAUUACACAGAAGACCUUACAGAUCUUUAAAGAGGAUUAAUGGGAUUAAAAUUUGGCUGUAGAUGAAGAUGCUUGGUACUGGAGAUAUAUAUAAGAUUAAUGGUUAACUAUAGAAAAUGUUACAUGGUAGCACACCCUCCCUACAUACACUCCCACACACAAAUUAUUUCUGUUGAAUGUCCUCCCUCCUGACUUUUUUCUCAGAAAAUGGAGUAUUGUCAUAUGCUAGUUGGUACCAAACAUAAAAAUGUAUGACAUGUGAAAAGUUCAGCUCCAAAGUUUGAUAAAGAAUGCAAGAUUAUGUGCAGUGAUUCUGAAAGCAAGUGUAACUGAGAAGAUCCCAUUUUUAUGCAAGUUUUAUUUCAUUACUUAGUCAACAAAAUAUGAAAGUGGUUGAGAAAGUCUGAAUGUCUGCUGUUGAGGUUGGCAGAUGUCAUUUGUUGUAUGACUUUCCUGAGCAGCAAUUUCUUCUGACUGUUAGACUGAGGGUAGAAGUGCAGCAACACUAACAACGCUGAUGCAAUAACUUAUUAUUUCUUUAUAGUCUCAUUUUCAGAAAAUGUUCAGUACAAUGGAAAUAUGCCAGUUUUAAUUCCAUAGUGGAGUGUGAUGCUUUUUGACAGCACACUAAACGUAUUCCUCUUUAAGAAGGAUGAAGGUGGCUUCAGUAGCAGUAUGUUGAAUGUGUACUUGAAAGGCAAUCUACUUGCUACACAGUGCAGGAUCCAAUUUUUUUGAGCUCCUGACUUUUAUUAAUUCACCUUUAAACAAAGGGAACUUGAAAGAGCUUGGCACUUUACAAGGAAAAUACAAAUUUCACAGCACAUCCAGUUAGUUCUUUCUAUUCAAUCUGGUUGUCAGUUGCCAAUCAGCCUCCAGUGAUUUAACUGGAAAACAGAAAACAUCCUGAAUUGGCAAGGGAUGGAUAAGAAGUCUUUCAUCACUAAUUUCUAUGAAACAAUGUAAUAGAGUAUUAAAGCUAUUGAAUGUUAUGGCUGUUUAGUUUAGAGAUACACUUGCUUCUGUCUGUUGACAAACUUUUCUUUGUGUUUCAUUUGUUUCCAGUGAUAUCAUUUCAGUUUCCCACAGUACUGUGAGUGCAAAUUGAAAUGGGAAUGCAGUGAACUGUAACUUGGCAUGUAAUAAAUGUGCUGUUUUAGUCCUAUGUGUUUUCUUUGUAGUCUGCAUGUAAUCACUUAGUUCCAAGAAAUCUAAGUGAUACUCUUAAAAAGAAAAGAAAAAAAAAAAAAGGCAAGAAACAGACUAUGGUUACUUGGGCUUGGAUGCUGCGACCGUUUUUCAAACCUACUUGAAUAAAAUUUCAUUUACUGAUAACUGGGAUUACAAUAUUUGGGGUCAUAUUAUUCUGACCACUACCAUUUUAAGGAUGACCUUAGACCUAUACCACAUCAAUACUGUAAUACUGCUAGAAUUCAGAAAAGCAUGUGCUUAUGUACUGUCAUAAAGACUGUUGUUAUCCUGAAUUGAUGCCAUCAACACAUGCUUAAUUUACAUUAAUUUCAGUAAUGGGUGUAAUGGGUGUUCAGUAGCUCAAAUGAUUGAAUGUCAAGGAUGGGAACCAGAGACUCUUCAGCAAAAUAUUUUCUCAUUGAAAGAAAGAGACUUAGAGGAGAAAUUGCCAGAAAGGUAUAGAGGGGAGAGACAAGUCUGGAGAAACUGUUUUAUACUGCACAAAUUGCCAGCAUCUCCUGAAAAACAAAACAAAACAAAACAAAACAAAAGUUUUCUUUAUAUUUCUAUGUUUGUGUUCUUCACUUGUCUGUUUCAGCAAUGAGUACAGCUCAGCGUGUUAUUUUUGGUAAGGUUUUGUCUAUAACUGUACUCACUGAUCUUCAGUGCAUGUCUUAUGUGUCUGAGUACAUCCGCUUAAUGUACUAACAGUGGCGGUGCAACCAAAGCUUGAGCUCUGGGUAGCAUAUUUUAUAUUCACACACAGAUGUGCUUCAAAGGCUUUAACCUUAUCCAGUUUUCUGGCAUUCAGAGACAUAGGUUUGUGUAAGACUUUGAAGGAGAAUCACCCCCAACAGAGUUGUUAGAAUUUUGUGAUUUAUUUAAUAUGCUAGUAAAAGAUUUGUUUAAAAUUGGAAUCUGAACUCUGCAAUCUGUGAGCACCCUUGGCCUUUCAAUUGAAAACCCUACAGGAGGUGUCUGGAUUUGGAUGUCUAUCUGCACAAUGUAAGAUACAUUUUAUUUGAUUGUAUCAGUCUUCAUUUCUGUUUACUGUUUCCACGUAACUGAGGAUUAAUGCAAAUACAUCCAGUUAAAAAAUCAUUGUUUUUAUAAUUUUGUUUUAAAUUCAUUGCAGUUCUUCUCAGUUAUACUAAAGGUGUUCAUUUCAUUUUUUCUUAAGUAUAAUUGUGUUUUGUAGUGGCUGUAGUAGAGAAAAUAGUAACCAGAAUAGAAUUCCUCAGCAAGACUACAGCUUUUUAGAAUAUGAAACCAGGAAUUAGAAAGAACAACUACACUUUUAUUUCUGAAAAAAACUUAGUGAAAGUCCAUGUGGCCCUCUGAACAUGCCACACGGAAGACUGUAAUUGCCCCUCACUGAGAGAGGCAAAAUAUUCUACAGGGUGUAGAAAAGACCUAUCCAUUUGUUCAGAGCAGAGGCUUGUUCACCAAGUGGCUUAAGUCAAGAUCAACCUGUUCUUCUUCAGUGGUCUCUUGUUUCAGUUUCACUUGUGCCAGCAAAAGCAGUUGUAAAGCCAUAUUGUUAGAUGAGCCAAAACUUGAAAAAAAAUGUUUUAUUGUACUUUCCCCUAAGUUAAUAUUUCAGCCAGAUGGAUGGAUUCAUCUGAUUGCUGAUGUACUUGGCCACUUGUUCUCCUCCAAGACAGGUGGUGGGAGCUUGUAGAUGGAGGCAUAAAGGAUGACUUCUUACAAUGGAUGUAUUUCAUUCAGUUGAGAACUGCUGUGGAGGAAGGGGAAAGAUGGUGAGGAAAAAAACUGUGAGAGAGGGGUGAUACCAGAAUCCAGUUCUAUGGAUCUGAAUGACUUGUAUUUAGUUAAUCUAUUUCUCAGUGGUAUUUGUGACUGCUCAAGAUUUUCCUGCUACAUAAUUAUUGUAUUAUUAUAAUUACUGUUAAAGUGUAUUUCCUGUACAUUCACUACCAACUAAAUGAGCAACAGACUAUUAUCUUGAGUGACUGUUGAAUAAAAUAUUAGACAGAAAAUCAAAAAUCAGGUUAAAUCUGGCAAAAAAAAAAAAAAAAAAAGGUUAUAAAAAUGUUUGAGUCUUGAUUUUAAAAGGAACUGAGAGCUAGCACCCAAGGUGCAACUGCUGUAGUCCUUGAGGGCAACAAAUUUGGGAAGGGAAACCUGACCCUGAAUUAGAUCACUGAGUCCCUUUCUCCUUCAGGAAAUGGGAAGGUUGAUUAUGAUCACACCGUUUGGGAUCAUGGAUAUCCCCUGUUCUCCAAGAAUAGUGGUAACAGUUUCUUGUUAAAACAGUGAGAGAUUUCUGCCUGCUUGAACAUGAUUUGAAACUACAUACUUUUCUACAGAAGGUAAAUCUGAGCUGUGACUUCCAAAAUGAUAGAAAAACAUGAAAGGUACAGGACUUUAUCUCUGCCCAGGUACAUUCUCAUGGAGCUGAUGGUGAUGUUACAAGGCUCUAAGCUGUUCCCCAUAGUAGGAGAAUUUAGAUUGCUCUCCUGGGUGUCCAAGGUGUCCAAUAUUGAUCACAAGUCUUAGAGUAUUGUGCAUUCUGGUUUGGAUCUGAUAUGAUAUUAGUGAAAAGAUACAAAUGUUGAAAGGCAGUGAGUGCUGAACUUUUGGGUUAUUUACUAGGAAAUCUCACUGAGAAAAUCAAAGCAUUAUAAAAGCCUUAGAGGAAACUUUGGAGAGCUAUUGGAGUUAGGCAGUUAACUAAAACUAUAAUAGACUGGAGGAUCUGUCUUUUAUCUAUGGGCAGGUGUUGUUGCCCACUCAAAAAUCUACUUUUUUUCUUUUUUCUAAAAAGCCCUUAAAAUGAUAUUUUAAGGAAGAAAUAUAAUUUCUGUAAAAUUGCUGAACAAUCUCAUUUUCCUUUCCUAAAUCUUGCUUUACCUGCAGAUUUUGCUUAUGAUAGUCAACCUAAUCUGAGCUGUGUGAGAGAGACACAGAGGAUGUAAGACCAGUAAACUGUUCUAUGUAGUUCUUUCCCUCCAUCCCAUUUCCUAGUCAAGGAGAGAAUAUCAGAAAGGUAGAAAGCAUAGAGCAUACAUAAAUGGGGACAAGAUUGCUACUGAAAACUGAGUUUGAAUUCUACUAACUGAUAGGAUCAACAGAGACAGGAGUCUACUGACAGUAUUAAGGCUUUUAUAAUUCUUUGUAGUAGCUGCUUUUCUGUACAUCUCUGCAUGCCUACCUGAAACUCAAAGAUUACCCACGCUCUAAGUAAUUCUUUUGUAUUUCUAGUUUCACAGAAUGAUCUUUAUCAUCAUGGUUUGAGUCUUGCUGAACUCAAAGGAAAGAUUUCCUCUUCAAGAUUCCCUGGCCAGGCACUAAAAGUACAAGAGCUCUAGAGAGCAAAUAUUAGAAAAGUUGUUUUCUAUGGACACAGCUAACGAUGCAGACUAUCUCUAUACAGUGGCACUAAGAAUACUUUGUCAGUUAGACUUGAAAAUGUUAAGUACUGCCAGGAGCAAUGACCAGAAUUGCCUCCAUGGAGAAUUACUUUUGUCAACUCAACAUUUAGAAACUAAAAUCCAAACCAACUACCAUGGGUGGAAGGUGAGCCUCUGCUUCACUUCAGAAGCCUAUUUCCCUUUGAAUUGUUUUUUCUCCUGACAAAGACAGGAAAUAAGAAACUUUUGGACCUGCGAAGUUUGCAAAAAGCAAGUCUGAGUUAUUUUAAAUAGAUAGUCAUGUUUUUUUCCUUUUCCUAGUGAAGAUGCAGGAACAGGAACAACAGAGGGACCUGCAUGAUGGUUCCAGUUUUCCAAGGCAGGUAAAUGUGGACAUCUAUAUGUUCUUAGACCCAGCAAAAAUAUACAACUAUUGUCCAUGUUUUAAUCAUCUAUGAAAUCUUAAUGAUUGGUGUGUCUUCAAAGCAUUUUUUUUUUUUUUUUUUUUCCCCCAGCUGUUGCCCACCAUGAAUGUUCAGACUUUUUUCAUGGACAUCAAGGGUUGCAUUAUGAUACCUUUAGUUACAAUUUAUAUACAAUAGAGCAUAAAUAUUCUGUUAAAUGAAACCGAGAGUUCAGAAUCUGGUAAUGUUAUGGUGAUGCCUGUCUUGAAAAAAUAUACUGCCUGUUGUUACCGCCAGCAACCACCAUGGUCCCAAGCCGCACCGUCAUGGGCUAGCGAUCAGAGCUCGCUAGGACCAUAGCAACACAAACACCAAUAUGAGGAUGUAGCAAAAUGGCGUUUAUUCACUAAUAUACACAGCUUAUAUACCCUACUUGAACAAUCGUGUCCUGUCCUGACUCAUCUGUACUGGAUCUUAGCCCCUUACCACAAUUCCUUAUUGGCUCCUAUUGUUUCCUCAUUCCUUUGCCUUCUUCUUAUCUUGUUUACUCGUUCGCAAGGACAGUCCGUCUUAGCACAACAGCACCCUUUCACUAUGCUUAGGGAGAGGCCUGUUCCAUACUGCACAUAUCCCCACCAAGCGCCUCCUACAACAACCUGUUUAUAAUUUCAGGUUCUAAUUAAUUAAAUAAUAGUUCUAUAAUUAUUACCCUUCUGUAAUGAAAUUUUACAGGCAGGUGUUUUUUUUGUUUUGUUUUUUUGUUUUUACAGUUUGUGUUACAAUGUUUGAUCUAAAUAGUAAGUUUACAGGAAUACCAUUCCAAAAUAACACAUUAACUUUUUGUAUUGUGAGUCUAUUAUACUGAGGUUUCAUUACUCUUUCUGCUUUAAAUGCACAUACACUCUUAUUGCAGUUCUCUGCCCCAGCAUCUGUAGUCCACAUUAUAUUUCUUGGAUUCACAGUUUGCCCCUUACUAAUGCUUUCUUUAAAAGAAAAUUGUUUUAAACAAAUCUAGAACUUUUAAUAGCUUAAAUGAACAUUCAAACCAUGUAUUUGAUUUGAUAGCAUCUUGGCACCAGUGGACAAUGUUGCAAUAUUGUGAAUCAGCAUUCCUUGUAAAAUUACAUAUGAAAGCCCUUGUUGUAACUUACUGGAUAAAAAUAAAGAACACUGAGAUAAAUUGUGUAACUUUCAGCAGUGCUUCUGUGGAGUAUAUGUGAAACACACCAUAUUGAUAAAGAUUUAUUCUCCUUUCUCAAUUUUCCUUUCAGAAGCCUCCUCAGUUGGGCUCAUAUUUUAAGUGUGCUGAUAUUUACAGUUCUACUCAGUUAUUUGGUACCUCUCCAAAAACCUUGGUAUGCAAUCAUUCAUUAUUAUAUUAAAUUACCCAGAAACAUCAAGGUAUCCUCACAGGCUUUUAAUGUAAUUAAGCCAUGACUUCUUCAGCCCCUCCUAAAGUAUCAUCGUGUUUUGUGUGCAAUGCCAAAACUAAAGCAAUUCCAGGUAUUAAAUUGAAUAUUAUUUGUUUCUCCACUUUGAUGAAGUCUGUCUGCCAGGUAAGUGCAAAACACUGAUAU
This is a messenger RNA of Gallus gallus (chicken), 9549 nucleotides long. RefSeq names its product gamma-aminobutyric acid type A receptor gamma1 subunit (gene GABRG1). NCBI's taxonomy places the organism in Eukaryota, Metazoa, Chordata, Aves, Galliformes, Phasianidae. Gene Ontology annotation, molecular function: GABA-A receptor activity; benzodiazepine receptor activity; GABA-gated chloride ion channel activity. The transcript has 9 exons. The record is from RefSeq and is a predicted model, not a curated record. The coding region runs from base 82 to 1476 and encodes 464 amino acids. Gene Ontology annotation, cellular component: GABA-A receptor complex; synapse; dendrite membrane. Gene Ontology annotation, biological process: regulation of postsynaptic membrane potential; monoatomic ion transmembrane transport; synaptic transmission, GABAergic.